Messenger RNA from Scomber japonicus (chub mackerel), 1559 nucleotides. It is a transcript of the gene selenof, whose product is annotated as selenoprotein F. The record is from RefSeq and is a predicted model, not a curated record. Gene Ontology annotation, molecular function: oxidoreductase activity. Gene Ontology annotation, cellular component: endoplasmic reticulum lumen. Lineage: Eukaryota; Metazoa; Chordata; Actinopteri; Scombriformes; Scombridae. The transcript is spliced from 5 exons.
CUCGGAGUAGCGGAGCACACAGGAUCCAAAAUGUCGGGAGAAGUGUAUCUGAUGUGGCUCCUGUCGCUCCUUCAAACGCUGUCGGCGUACGGUGCCGAGCUGUCUUCCGAGGCGUGCAGGGAGCUGGGCUUCUCCAGCAACCUGCUGUGCAGCUCCUGCGACCUGCUCGGGGAGUUCAGCCUCACCAAGCUCCAGCCCGACUGCCGGCACUGCUGCCAGCAGGAGGCCCAGAUGGAAGCGCGCAAGCUCUACGCUGGGGCCAUCCUUGAGGUGUGUGGAUGAAAAUUGGGCAGGUUCCCUCAAGUCCAAGCUUUCGUCAGGAGCGACAAGCCAAAGAUGUUCAAGGGUCUUCAGAUCAAGUACGUGCGAGGCUCCGAUCCUGUACUAAAGCUUUUGGACGAUAACGGGAACAUGGCUGAGGAACUCAGCAUCCUCAAGUGGAACACAGACAGCGUGGAGGAGUUCCUAAGUGAGAAAUUAGAGCGGAUAUAGAUGUAGUCCUUUUUUUUUUUUUUUUUUUUAAGUCUUUAGUUAAAGGGUCAUUUCACCCAAACAACAAAGAAACAUUAUCUCACUAACCUCUAGUCUUAUCCAUUCACACAGAUAGUUUCUGUUUUAUAUUCUGAGACUUUGAGAUAUCACUCUGGGAUUUCUGCCUUCUCUUUCAGGUGAAUGGGAUUUUUGUUGUUUGUUGACCUCACAGCAUUUAAAAGUGACAUUUAAAAUAUUGAACAUCAACUUGGCUUUUCAGAAACAAUGUACUGUAAAUUCACCAACUAGUGCACCAUCAAGAGGUUUUCAUUGGAAAUACUUUCUUCCUGACGAAAAAGUCUCAGUGAAAUAGGGACACUGUUUCUGGAAACACAUGUAGCUGUAAAUAUAACUUUCUAAUGCUUUAAAGACCACAAACACAAUUCUAUUAAUCUAAUCUGAAACAGAAACUACCUACAUGGCUCGAGGAGAUAGGGAGAAAAUGUUUGUUUUGGAAUUUGAGUGAACUAUCCCUUUUUAUGUAUCAAUUUGUACACAACUCUGCCUUGAUAGAUGGUUGUUAAGUCAUUGUUUUUGUAUCAGAAAAUCAUGAAUUUCUUGUGCUGAUUUUCCAAAAUAACUUAUGUGAGAGACGUAACCAGACAGCACACCUGAAGAUCAACAUCACAGAUAAAUCAUGAAUCAAAGUGUUUCCAUCCGGUCUAAAAAAAAAUGUGGCACAUCAUGACCUGUUUUUGUUUUUUGUGUGUGGGAGUUUUCUUUCCCCUCUCUGUCUGUGUCCGAUAUUCUUGUAUGAUUAUUUUUUAUAAUGCUCAACAUUGUGACAGAAGGGAUUUGUCGUAAGAAUGAAUGAGUCCUAGUUGCUCUCCAAAUGCAGAUGUUUUUGCCGAGGCACAAGUUAGUGAAGACCUCACAGUAAACCAGUGUUGGGAUGUGAGCUCUGAUGUACAUUUGUGUUUUUCUGCAUCUUCUGCUUUGAAGAGAAACUGGAUUUUGUUUUGGAUUGUUGGUUUUUGAGCAAGUGAGGUGGAGGUUUAAAUAUGCAACAAUAAACAAAUAAAAUUGUU